Molecule: messenger RNA, 6963 nt
Organism: Trichoplusia ni (cabbage looper)
Lineage: Eukaryota; Metazoa; Arthropoda; Insecta; Lepidoptera; Noctuidae
Product: PHD and RING finger domain-containing protein 1-like
Exons: 12
Coding region: 273-6329 (2018 amino acids)
Source: RefSeq, a predicted model, not a curated record
AUAAAUAAAAAAAAAUACUGAAAGUAAAAUGGCCGCCUUGACCAUUGAUAGCGGCUUGCUGUCAAAAUAGUGGAAUCAUUUUAAGACAACGCGUACGCAUUUGCUUGUGUAGAAACAAUCUUCAUGCAUGAUUUUAAUUUGCAGACCGAAUGAAUUUUUUAAAUUACACCUUAGUGGAGUCAAAUAUUAAUUGGCGGAGGUCAUUUACACCUUUGCAAUUGGCUUCGUGUCGUGCCCACUAAACUCGUAUUUGACUCUGUUUACUUGUGAGAAUGAGUGAAGAAGGUAGCGAAGAUUCACCUCCACGGCCCAAGCGGAAGAUCAAGAAAGUGAUGGUGCUGUCAUCGGAUACAAGCUCGGACAGCGACGAAAGCGUCGCAGUGGCGGCGACACGUAGAAAGAGAUUGAGGGUGCUAAGCGAUGAGGGUAGCGACAGCAGCGGUAGCUCCGUGGUGGGCGCGGGGGCGCGUCGUCGCCGCGCUCUACCCAAGCUGCGGGACUCCGAGGCGGACAGCGACACGUCCGGCUGGGCCACCGACCACUCGGACGCUCCCAAGGCCGUCACCUCGGCUGCUAAGCCUAAUUCAGGCUUUGCCUCGGACAGUUCUGAAGGCAAUUCAGACAAAUGCUCAAUUUGCCUGUUACGUUUCACUACUCAAGAAGUAGGAACUCCACAGAGUUGUGAACACAUAUUUUGCUUGGAUUGUAUCACUGAGUGGUCAAAGAAUGUUAAUACUUGUCCAGUAGACAGAAUGACUUUUGAUUUUAUUGUAGUAAGAGCUUGUGCAGGCGGACGAGUGUUGCGCACAGAACCAGUUAAAAUGCUGGAGCGCAGACCCUCUGUUGAAUUGCUUGUUAUUGAAGACCCAACCAUUUGUGAGGUGUGUGGUAGCACAGAACAUGAAGAAACCAUGCUGCUAUGUGAUGGAUGUGACCUUGGCUACCACAUGCAGUGUCUUACUCCACCCCUCUCAGAGGUACCAAUUGAUCAGUGGUUAUGUCCAAAUUGUGACAAUCUGCUGUCAGAUGUUGACUACUUAUUUUCAGGCUACACAGGUGUGAACAUGGAUGUACCACUUUCAUCUAGGAGUGCAUCAAUUAGAGAAAGUAGGAGCACUAGAUCAUCUAGGUCUUACAGUGUUGUGGACGAGCCUUCUACAUCUACAGGACGGAGAGGAAGUCACCAAAAUUCUAAUGACGUACCCACCACCUCUAGUGGUUUGAGAACAAAUAGUGCUAGUACAAGAACAACUUCCACUAGACGUAAAACAUCGGCUCAUACAAAUCGCAGAAGGCCAAAGCGAAGAAGAACCAAAACAGUAAUUAUUGAGUAUGAAGUGCAAGAAGAUGGGAAAAUACCCGUCACAAAGAGGGUUAAAAGGAAGUUCAAAAAGAGGAGGCAGGCGCCCCGCACGGCGGCGCGGCGCUCGCACGUGCGCGCCAGCGGGCCCGCGCCCGCGCCGCUGGCCCUGCAGCGGCAGCGCGCCGGCAUCCCGUCGCUGUCGCUGUUCGGCAGCGCGCAGCAGCUGGACUACUUCUCCGACGACGACGAGCGCGGCGGCUCCGAGAGCGCCAGCACGGCCGUGGCCGCGCGCCCCACCUCCAGCAUCCUCAGCGCGUAUCGACAGGCAAGGAGAAAAAUGAUAUCCGUGCCGUCUCCCCCUCAUGCGUCCUCCGCGCCAGACGUGCUCUCCUCUAUCCUCGAAAGUCAAACAUUGCUUCAUUCUAAAAAGUCCAUUGUGUCCAUUUCGGUAGACGGAAGUGUAAAUAUUAAAUUAGAAACUCGCGAAAAGACCAAAAUACCAAUGAAGGAAUCUGAAGAAUUGAAUCGUCAGGAAAAGCUAGACAUGUCCAAGGGAGAGGAUGCUGUGAAAAAAGUACCAUCUUACCCCGGACAAUCACGAGGCGGUAGGGGCUGGGGCGGCGGCUACACCGGAAAUUACCACCGAGAACAAGGAACAAAUAACUUGAACAACCGGGGUGGCAACUACGAUAAUAACUAUAGUGGCAGUAACUACCAGAAUCGCCAGAGCAACGCGUUCCAACAUAAUAACAACGGGCGUCGAGACGAUGUUGAUACCUACAAUAAUUACUCCAGAAGACCGCACCAGUAUCCGCCUGGAGAUGAUUUAAACUUCGACCGAAACCGAAGACAAUCAUCCGAGCAGAACCGACCAAUGAACAACCAGACACACAACAAUAGGCACAACGAGCAGGGCCGGUACAGCCUGGCGCCGGCGUGGCAGCCCUACGUGCCGCCGCCGGUAACCCACAGGAACGAACCGCCGCCACCGCAACACAGACACUCGUUUGGAGGGUUUGAAAAUCCUCUUGAUAUGAGAAUGGGACAAUUGCCGAGACAAAAUUCGGCGAGCAACAACUUUGAGACUCAUAGUGGAAUACAAUCUCAUCAGACACAUCCACCGGCGAAGCCUCAACAGCAACCGUAUAGGCCGCUGCCAGAACCUCCCAUGUUUAAAUUUGAUAAAGCAGCAGAAGUAGAGAACAAGUCCGAAGACGAGAAGAGUGAUUCCGGACUAGUGAUAGAUACUGAAAAGUACGACCCCACGGAGCCCACCAACGACGAUGACAGCGGCGAGGACGAAGGUCGCGCGGCCGCGGGCAGCCUGGCGGCGGAGCUCGCGCCGGGCAUCCGGCCGCCCGGCGUCCUGACCGCGCGGGCGGCCCGCGAGCCCAGCGUCCUGACCGCGCGGGAGGCCCGCGAGCCCGGCGUCCUGCCCGCGCGGGCGGCCGGCGAGCCCGGCGUCCUGACCGCGCUGGCGGCCCGCGAGCCUGGCGUCCUGACCGCGCUGGCGGCCCGCGAGCCCGGCGUCCUGACCGCGCUGGCGGCCCGCGAGCCCGGCGUGCCGCCCGCCGUGCUGGACUGCGCCGUGCGCCAGGUGCUGGCCGAGCACCGCGACCUGCUGGCGCCGCCGCCCGCCACCAGCGCCAGUGACGACGACUCCGAGGGCGACUGCCCCAACUUCUCCAUAUACUCCGCUACCAGCGUGCACAUAGCCAACAGCGCUCCGGACUUGCCGCCGGAGGCUCCGCGCGUCGUCCACGAAGAUAAUCUUGAAGACCUUGUGCAGGAGGAUGACGAUGUGCCCGAAGAACCUGCCGUCCGAACUGAUAUUACUCCUGCGCCAGUUAAAUAUUCCACCGACACUAUUCAGAAAAAAAAAUCAGAAGAAGAGUUAAAAGAAAAAGUGUCUAAAAGAUGCCCCAUCACUACCAAUCCACGUAACCCAAUAAAAAUUAAACUUAAUACACCUUCGUUGAUCAAAAGGCAAGUUAGUUUAUACGACGAGGAAGAGCAAGAAGAAGAAGACGAAGCUGAAGUCAAUGAGGCGACCGAGCCCGAACCUGAGCCUAAAGUCGAGCCCGAGUCUGCGCCUGCGCCUGCGCCAGAGACCUCGCUUGUCGAGGCCGCCGCGGAUAAAUUAAAACCUAGCCAACAGGAAGCGCAACAAACUGAACUGCUGCCAGAACAUGGAAAAGCGCUUGCUGAAGUGUCUCAAGAUAAAAAGAUUGAAAGUAAGGGACUUAAUUCUACAGAGUCAGGUGAUGUGCUGUCCGAUGAUAAAGCCGAAAAAGAUGACAGGGAAAACAUCAGUACAACACCUGAUAUUGACGAAGAACCCACUACGCCAACUAAGAAAGUAGCCGCCAGGGUAGAAGACAAAUUAGAUAAUGAUGAGGAAAGUACAGGAAGCCUCGAGCGAGCCGCAACCCCGCCCCGCCACGACCGGUCCGCUAACGAGAGCCAGUCCGAUGAAGACAACGACGACCUCUCCGGCACCGAGGAGAACGAGCUCGCGCUUGGCGACCACUCGCCCAGGAAGAGCUGCGAUGACCGGAACGAGGACUUGUUGGAGAAGAUGACAGAGUCUAUCAGCGAAACUGAAGACGAGAGAAGCUACACGCCGUGCCUCGACGAAAACAAGUCCAAAGACACGUCCAUGGAGACAGAGAAAGACAAAGGUAUAGAGGGACUCGAUACUGAGAUGAUUUCUGAAGAUGAGGGUAACGAAAUGUUCUCAGACAAUGAACGUGGUGAACAGUCAGAGCCGCGCUCAUCACGCGCGUCGCACGCGUCUCCGCAGAAACCGCCGCCAAACGACGGCGAGGAAGGCGAGAUAGUCGACAAGAAAAAAGAGGCCCGUCCCGACGAGAGCAAGAAGAAGAAGAAGAAAGACUCAAAAAAAGAGGGCAAGGAGAAGGCCAAGGGAAAAAGCAAAAAGUCCGAGGUUGCGUUCAAGAAGAUCAGUAAGAGUGGAAAGGAGCGGAACUACCGCGAUAAAGAUAAGAAACGGGAGCGACGAGACUCGAGCGACGGCUCGCGCGAGCGACAGAAGCAGCGUCGCAAGGAGCGGCGCAAAGACCUCGAGCGGUACGACGUGCGCACCGUCGUGUCCGAGAAGCGGCGCCGGCCCAAGGAUGCCUUCGGGAGAGACGUGUCCCCGCGCGCGCGCUCGCACUCGCCCAGCCUGUCGCGCUCCCCGGCGCGAGCCUCGCCCGCGCGCGAGCCCGAGCGGGCCGCGCGCCGCCGCCGCCGCGAGCCCCGCCCCGAGCCGCGCCGCCGCCGCGAGCCCCGCAAGCGCCGCCGCUCCGCCUCCGCCUCCAAGAGCCCGCGCCCCAAGCCCGCCAAGCGCAAGAAGCGCGCGCGCGACGAGCCCGAGCGCCGCCGCUCGCCCCGCAAGCGCAGCCCCCGCCGCCGCCGCGCCCGCCGCCGCUCCGCCAGCCGCUCCGCCGGCGCCGAGCCCGCGCCCGAGCCCGCGCCCGGCGCGCGCUCGCCCGCCUCCGUGGACUCGCGCCUGCUGUCGCCGCGCACGCCGCCGCCCGAGCCCUCGCCGCCGCCCAGUGAGCGCCGCGAGCGCCGCCGCCGCGACCCCGCUCGCCACCGCCGUCUACGCGACGCCGCCGGGCCCUCCAAGGAAGUCUUCACCUCCGGCGACAAUAUCCUCGUCAGCGUCAGUUUCAAGGAGCAGGAGCUCGCCGAGGACGACGACGAGCGCCGGGAAAGACGCCGCGAGCGACGCCGUCGGAGACGGCGGACGGCUGCACCCGAGCCGGACGCGGCCGCGCCUCGACCCGUCGCCAUCAUUGACUUGGAACGCUCGCCGUUCCGCGAGUUGACACCCUCGCCGCGGAACGUGAUCGUGCUGAGCGACAGCGAACCUGGAGAGAAGGAGACAAGCAGUGCGGCGGGCGGCGGUCCCGCUCCGGCACCGGAGCCGGCACACGCUGUAGGGCCGAAGACACCGCCAUCACCCGGCGCUCCGGCCGCCGCCCGGCCCGCCUCGGCGCCGGACGCGAGCGGCGCGGACGACACGCGCGGCCCCAACACUCCCCCGGAGCCGCCGGACUCGCCGGACGCUUACGACCCGUACGAGCCCACGCGCUCGGCCUCGGGCUCGCCGGGCUCGGCCGCCGAGCCGGGCGUGGCCAGUCCGCCGCGACCCAUGAUGACGCUGGAGACGGCACAAAAGACCAACAUGUCCGCCGACGACGUCAUCGAUCGCCGUCCACUUUCACCAAUCGAAAAGGUGAUGGCGCUGUUGCAGUCGACGCGCGACGUGUCCCCGGAGCCGCCGCCGGGCGAGGCGGUGGCGGGGGGCGGCGGGGCCCCGUCCCCGGCCCUGGCCCCCGCCGCGCCGCCCGUGCGCAUCGUGUUGCCGUCGCCCACGCGCUCGCAGCCGCCGAAGCUGUUCCUGGCUAAGCCGUCUCCCAUCAAGUCCGACCCCAUCAAGCCCAUGCAGGCCGCGAAGAUCAAGCCGGCGCCCAGCACGGCGGCGGUGGCGGCGCGGCGGCGCGACGGGCCCGAGUCGGAGGCCGAGGCGGAGUCCCCGUACUCGCCGGGCUCCAGCGACUUCGGCGACCUGUUCGAGCCGCCCGGCGCGCGCUCGGGCUUCGACGCGCUGCUGGAGCGGCCGCCGCGCGCGCGCAAGCAGCGCUCGGCCGCCGCCAAGGUGCCCGUCAAGCUCAGCAAGAAGAAAGGUAAAACACAAGUGGGCGUCAAAAUAGAUGAAGACAAUCUCAAGAUCCUUGACGACCUGCCGAGCUCCGCCGUCGAGAUGCAAGUGAAGAGCAAAUUCCUGAAGAAGCUGAACCGACAAGAGCGUGUGGUGGAGGAGGUGAAGUUGGUGCUGAAGCCGCACUACAACAAGAAGCACGUCACUAAGGAAGAGUACAAGGACAUCCUGCGCCGCGCCGUGCCCAAGAUCUGUCACAAUAAGACGGGCGAGAUCAACCCCGCCAAGAUUCAGUCGCUGGUGGAGGCCUACGUGAAAAAGUUCAGGAAAAAACAUAAACUGGGGCUAGUGUAGUGACGCUAGUGUAUACAUGUGUAGCAUAGUGUAGCCUGCGGUGCGCCGCCAGAUGUUCUAUCAGAAUAUUGUAAUUAUAAUUUAUGUAUGGACGAUCUAUUUUACUUAAACGUUUAUUUAAAUAAAUAGUAUUUAAUUAUGAAAUUAAUUUAAUAUUGUUUUGAUUUUAAUCUCUGGGUAGUAGGAAAAUACUGCUAGUUAUUGAAUAGCAUUCCUUCUCACAAGUAGCCGACUUGAGCCCAGCAACAAGAGUACGGCAGCAGCAGUCACCUCGCUCCUAGGUGUCCUCACUACUAUCACGUAUUCAAGCAGACCACAUUAUACCAACGGAUUAGUCGACGUAUCGUACAUCUGCGAAUCGCACUCUGUGGCUCAGAAACAUGCCUGAUUACCUAAAUACGCGAUCUAUUAAGUGCUUUAAUGUUUAUAAUAUCUUAAUUAAGUAUAGGAGCAAGAAGUAAGCCUGCACCUGGCUUAUUAGCCUGUGGUAAGACGGCUCUCUAGAUACGAUCAAUAACACAGAGCCGGUUUCAGUACUUUUGUAGAAAUAAUGAGAGUUACAAUAUUAAAAUAGUGAUCGAGUACUGUUACAAAAGAUCCUAUUGUAUUAGGUACUUGUGAUGGUUUAUACUUU